AUGGCUCAACCGGCAAAUCCUGUGAACUCCAGUCUUCCUCGCGAAGGAGUAUCGACCUUGAUUAAUCGCAGUUGCAAUGCCUGCAAUCGUAGGAAGGUCAGAUGCAACAAGAAAUCUCCGUGCGAUAACUGCGUGAGGCUCGGAUAUGAAUGUAAUUUUCCACCACCUGGGCGGAAGGCCCGGACUAGGCCAACAAAAUCAUCUAAGGCUGAGUUGAUCUCGCGAUUAAGCCUGUUGGAGCGGGAAGUCCAGAAGCUCGGCGCGCAAAAAGUUGGGGCUGAUAUCCCUGUGGACAGCCUGGAAGAUCAGGACAUCGAAAAGAGCCAGGAGAGCAGCCGCACUGCACCGUCAUGGCCGCCAAAGACCCCUGCGCGUGUAGAAGCGGAGGUUGAUGAGGAUGGAACCGGGAUUCAUGGGGGUCAGAUUGUACCAGAGCUGAACCCUAGCACAUCGGAAAGCACGCUGGGACACCAAUUUGGACGGUUGGUCAUCGACAAAAGCAAUGGGACAAGCCGGUACGUGGACCAUCGGGUCCUAACGGAUCUAGGAGAUCAGAUCAAGGAACUCCGUGAUGCUGUCGAGUGCCCGCCAUCGCCGACAUCAUCAUCCGAGGAAGAAGAUACUUUAUCUCCAGGUUCUACCGCUACAUACUCGGAAACACAUAGUCCUUUUAUAUUCGGUUACCGUUCUUCGAUUUCUUCACUACAUGAAUACCAUCCGUCGGCCGCCAUCAGCCAUCUACUUUUGAAUGUGUUUGAAGAGAACAUAGCACCUAUUAUCAUGAUUAUUCACAAGCCAGCGUUGAGGAGCCUUAUCCAAACAUUGUGGACAAAUCACGAGGAGCUUGAUAAAAGCUCCGAGGCAUUGGUCUUUUCUGUGUACUUCGCUGCAGUCUCGAGCAUGACGCCAGAACAAUGCCUCAUCCAGUUAGGGGAAGACCACGCUGUCGUGGUGAAGCGAUACCGCUUCGCUGUCGAGCAGGCACUAGCGCGCGCAGGCUUCUUCCACACCCACAAACUGCUUGUGUUGCAAGCAGCGGUCCUCUUCUUGACCUGUGCCUGUAAUCCAAAAGAUACUCAAUUUGUGUGGACCAUGAUAGCUGUGGUUACCCGGCUUGGGCUUGGCUUAGGGCUACAUCGUGACGGCACCCACUUUGGUCUCAGUCCCUACGAAACCGAAAUGCGGCGCCGAGUCUGGUGGUACAUUUAUCUAUUGGAUGUUCAAACAUGCGAGUUCCAAGCAACGAGUCCCCAGAUUCGGGAAGGGGACUAUGAUACGCGAUUGCCGUUGAAUAUAAACGAUGACGACCUGUCUCCGCAUUCGGUGGAUACUCCUCAAGAACGGACCGGCUUUACGGAAAUGACACUAACCCUGGUCCGCUGUGAGAUUCUAAUCUCCCGUCGCAAGUCUAUGCAAAUGACAUGCCUAGGGCCUGAUGGCCCGAACGUCUUGUUCAAGAACCGCAACCUUGCAAUAGAUGAGUCCAAACGGCUCCUUGACGAAAGAUAUCUCCAAUUUUGUGACCUCAGCAUCCCUAUCCAUUGGGUUGCAGCAACAAUUGCACGAGUUGCGCUUGCACGGCUAUGGCUGGUCUCCCAUUUCUCACUCCUAACCGCGCAAGGCUUUGAAGCAAACAAUUGGCCCGACCGAUGCGAAGUUCUUAUCUUAACGGCCAUCGAGGUCCUUGAAUUUGUCUAUCUGCUUGAGACCAAUGUGAACACCGCCAAAUGGUCCUGGCUGUUCCAGGGAUAUGUUCAAUGGCAAGUCUUUGCGUUUGUUCUAUCGGAACUCUGCGUGCGCCCGGGCUCCUCGUUGUCUGAUCGUGCGUGGGCGGCUGUAGACCGGGUUUGGCAGCGGUGGAAUACGACAAGGACUCACAAGGAUAGGUUGAUCAUGCGAUCCCUCGAACGUCUGAUGAAACGGGCUUCUGCGAGCCGGACUCAGCUAAUUGGAUCGGAACUGGCUCCUCCCAUUGAGUCCAACCUGACCGAAAUGGAAAUCGCAGACCAAACAAUGAUGGGCCAAUUAGAGGACCUACCUGGGGAUCUGAUGGCUAUGGAUGCUGCAUCUUUGGAUCUUUUUAGGGACGUGGUGACAAAUUUGGGUCUAUAA
Messenger RNA from Penicillium crustosum, 2112 nucleotides. RefSeq lists its product as uncharacterized. Gene Ontology annotation, biological process: DNA-templated transcription; regulation of DNA-templated transcription. Lineage: Eukaryota; Fungi; Ascomycota; Eurotiomycetes; Eurotiales; Aspergillaceae. The transcript has 2 exons. Gene Ontology annotation, molecular function: zinc ion binding; DNA-binding transcription factor activity, RNA polymerase II-specific; DNA binding. The coding region runs from base 1 to 2112 and encodes 703 amino acids. The record is from RefSeq and is a predicted model, not a curated record.